Centruroides sculpturatus (bark scorpion) is the source of this 1074-nucleotide messenger RNA. Its product is annotated as zinc finger protein 782-like. The transcript has 4 exons. Bases 141 to 728 code for a protein of 195 amino acids. Lineage: Eukaryota; Metazoa; Arthropoda; Arachnida; Scorpiones; Buthidae. Gene Ontology annotation, biological process: regulation of transcription by RNA polymerase II. The record is from RefSeq and is a predicted model, not a curated record. Gene Ontology annotation, molecular function: RNA polymerase II transcription regulatory region sequence-specific DNA binding; DNA-binding transcription factor activity, RNA polymerase II-specific. Gene Ontology annotation, cellular component: nucleus.
CCAACUCAUUUCAAGAGAACAAUAAAAGUUAAACAUUGUUGCAUUCCAUUCUUUUAUAAGAAAUUUUUUUUCUAUUUAUCCGUAAAAAUGAUGAUUGAUAUUAUGAAAACAUAACGAAAAAUGUUAAGGAACUGCACUCAAUGGAGAAUGAAGAAGAAAAUCUAGAAUGUAAAAUCUAUAAACAGAAAUUUCCUAAUAAUUCUUUAUUAGAAAUUCACGAGAAGAAUCAUUGUGAAAACGACGAGGCAAUUUGUAAAUAUUGCAAUAAAAGGAUCAAACACAAAAACAAUUUGAGCAGACACAUGAAAACUCAUUAUUGUGAAAAAAGUCAUAAAUGUCACCUUUGCGAUUACGCUUCUAACAGAAGGGAUUCUUUAAAGAAACACGUCAAUUUCGUUCAUCGCACAGUACUUCCAUCUCCAGUUGAAUGCUCAUCCAAAAAAAUCACCCGGAAGAAAUAUCAGUGUGAAACGUGUCAUCGUUUCUUCAAGACUCAACACGAUUUAGAAAUUCACAUCAGACGCCAUGAAAAUAUCAUGUACACAUGUGGAGAAUGUGGUAAACCUUUCAGUUCCAUAUCAAAUCUCACUCAGCACUUUAUAAAACAUUCAUCGGAACGACGACAUAAAUGUAAAGUUUGUGGUAAAAUGUUCAAACGGAAGGGAGGAUUGAAGAAACAUCUUCGUGGCCAUGCAAAAAAGAAAUCCUACAAUUCUCAAGAACGGUAACAUCAACACUACCAUCGAAGAUGAUCCAGAAACUUCAUCAAAACUCGAAGAAUAUUCUGACACCGAAGAAAUAAACUGUGAAUGCAUUUUGUGUGACCGAAUCUUUGAAAAUGAAUCUAAACUAAAUGAGCAUUUAAGAAAUGAGCACCCAGAAAUCCACUCAAUAGGAUACGAAGGAACAAGUUAUAAAUACGAAAGUAGCCAAGAUCUUGAAGAUAUUGACGUAUCAAAUUGACUAUCAUUAUGUGAACAACAUCACAUUGAUGAAGACAGCAGCAAACUUCGCGAUAUUGAUAUUUCUGAAGAAAAUUUCAUGUAAUAAAUUUUUUUUGAUGAUCAUUUAAAA